This is a messenger RNA of Dipodomys ordii (Ord's kangaroo rat), 4735 nucleotides long. RefSeq names its product myelin regulatory factor (gene Myrf). The record is from RefSeq and is a predicted model, not a curated record. NCBI's taxonomy places the organism in Eukaryota, Metazoa, Chordata, Mammalia, Rodentia, Heteromyidae. The transcript has 26 exons. Gene Ontology annotation, cellular component: nucleus; endoplasmic reticulum membrane. Bases 1 to 3315 code for a protein of 1104 amino acids. Gene Ontology annotation, molecular function: sequence-specific DNA binding; DNA-binding transcription factor activity. Gene Ontology annotation, biological process: positive regulation of DNA-templated transcription; protein autoprocessing; central nervous system myelin maintenance.
AUGCACUGGCUCUCAGCAGGCCAUGACAUCAGCGGUGCCCUGGAGCCCUCCAACAUCGACACCAGCAUCCUAGAAGAAUACAUCGGCAAGGAGGAUGCUGCCGACCUCUGCUUCCCUGACAUGGCGGCUCCGGCCAGUGCGGCCUCCUUCCCCCACGGGCAGCCUGCCAUCCCCAGCUCCAGCGGGCUCCACCACCUGAGCCCCCCAGGAAGCGGACCCUCCCCCGGGCGCCAUGGCCCCCUCCCGCCCCCAAGCUACAGCACCCCACUCAACUGCAACAACAACAAUGGCAUGGGGGCUGCUCCUAAGCCCUUCCUGGGGGGCUCUGGGCCCCCCAUCAAGGCUGAGCCAAAGGCUCCCUAUGCCCCAGGCACACUGCCAGACUCACCCCCAGACUCUGGCUCUGAGGCCUACUCCCCCCAGCAGGUGAAUGACCCCCAUCUCCUGCGCACCAUAACCCCUGAGACCCUGUGCCACGUGGGAGUGGCUUCCCGCUUGGAGCACCCGCCCCCACCUCCAGCCCACCUGCCCGGCCCGCCCCCACCCCCACCUCACUACCCUGUCCUGCAGCGGGACCUGUACAUGAAGGCUGAGCCUCCCGUCCCUCCCUACGCUGCCAUGGGGCAGGGUCUGGUGCCCACCGAUCUCCACCAUGCCCAGCAGUCCCAGGUGCUGCACCAACUGCUGCAGCAGCACGGAGCAGAGCUCCCCACACACCCUUCCAAGAAGAGGAAACACUCCGAAUCCCCCCCCAGCACCCUCAAUGCUCAGAUGUUGAAUGGAAUGAUCAAGCAAGAGCCGGGCACUAUGACAGCCCUGCCCCCGCACCCCGCCCGGGCCCCGUCCCCACCCUGGCCACCCCAGGGCCCACUCUCACCAGGCCCUGGUUCCUUGCCCCUCAGCAUCGCCCGGGUCCAGACACCGCCUUGGCACCCACCAGGUGCACCCUCCCCAGGUCUCCUGCAGGACAAUGAUAGCCUCAGCGGCUCCUACCUGGACCCUAACUACCAGUCCAUCAAGUGGCAGCCACAUCAGCAGAACAAGUGGGCGACAUUGUACGAUGCCAACUACAAGGAGUUGCCUAUGCUCACUUACCGCGUGGAUGCUGACAAGGGCUUCAACUUUUCGGUGGGUGACGACGCUUUCGUGUGCCAGAAGAAGAACCACUUCCAGGUGACAGUGUACAUCGGCAUGCUGGGCGAGCCCAAGUACGUCAAGACGCCGGAAGGCCUCAAGCCCCUCGACUGCUUCUACCUGAAGCUGCAUGGAGUGAAGCUGGAAGCCCUAAACCAGUCCAUCAAUAUUGAGCAGUCUCAGUCUGACCGGAGCAAGCGGCCUUUCAACCCUGUCACGGUCAAUCUGCCCCCUGAGCAGGUCACCAAGGUGACCGUGGGGCGGCUGCACUUCAGCGAGACCACCGCCAACAACAUGCGCAAGAAGGGCAAGCCCAACCCUGACCAGAGGUACUUCAUGCUGGUGGUAGCUCUCCAGGCACAUGCGCAGAACCAGAACUACACGCUGGCCGCUCAGAUCUCAGAGCGCAUCAUUGUGCGGGCCUCUAAUCCGGGCCAGUUUGAGAGCGACAGUGAUGUGCUGUGGCAGCGGGCACAGGUGCCCGACACCGUCUUCCACCACGGCCGAGUGGGCAUCAACACCGAUCGACCGGACGAGGCAUUGGUUGUGCAUGGCAACGUCAAGGUCAUGGGCUCACUCAUGCACCCCUCAGACCUGCGGGCCAAGGAGCACGUGCAGGAGGUGGACACCACAGAGCAGCUGAAGAGGAUCUCCCGCAUGCGGCUGGUACACUACAGAUAUAAGCCCGAGUUUGCCGCCAGCGCAGGCAUUGAGGCCACCACACCAGAGACUGGUGUCAUCGCCCAGGAGGUGAAGGAGAUCCUGCCGGAGGCGGUGAAGGACACAGGAGACGUGGUCUUUGCCAAUGGGAAAACCAUAGAGAACUUCCUGGUAGUGAACAAGGAGCGCAUCUUCAUGGAGAACGUGGGGGCUGUGAAGGAGCUCUGCAAGCUCACAGACAACCUAGAGACGCGCAUCGACGAGCUGGAGCGCUGGAGCCACAGGCUGGCCAAACUGCGGCGCCUAGACAGCCUCAAGUCCACAGGCAGCUCCAGCGCCUUCAGUCACGCAGGGAGCCAAUUUAGCCGAGCAGGCAGCGUUCCCCACAAGAAGAGGCCCCCCAAAGUGGCCAGCAAGGCAUCCUCAGUAGUCCCCGACCAGGCUUGCAUCAGUCAGCGCUUCCUGCAGGGAACCAUUAUCGCCCUGGUGGUGGUCAUGGCCUUCAGCGUGGUGUCCAUGUCCACACUGUAUGUGCUGAGCCUGCGUGCUGAGGAGGACUUGGUGGAUGCAGAUGGCAGGUCCAGCCAGAGCCUUGGAGCCACUCAGCUCCGACAGUCUCCUGUGACCACCGGGCUCCCAGGCGUACAGCCGUCCUUGCUGUUGGUUACCACCAGCCCAACCAGCUCAGCCCCAAGUCCGCCUCUCCGCACCUUGGACCUGUGCUCCAGCCACCCCUGCCCUAUUGUCUGCUGCUCUGCACCCACCCCCAGCCCUGCCUCGGAACCGAGCCUCGGCCCCAGCUUUAACCUGCUUCCCAGCGUCAGCCCCAGCCCUGCCACCAACCACUCAGGCUCCAGCCAGAUGGCCCCACUGCCCGUCACCAACAUCAAAGCCAAGUCCUGGGGGAUUUCAGCCAAUGGCAUUGGCCAUUUCAAGCAUCCCAAGAGCCUGGAGCCUGUGGCGAGCCCUGCAGUCCCUUUCCCCGGGGGACCAGGCAAGGCCAAGAACAGCCCCAGCCUGGGUCUCCAUGGUCGGGCCCGCCGAGGAGCCCCCCAGCCGAGCGCUGGCUCUGCUCUGCCCACUCAGACCCAGGCCCAGCCAGUGCCCUCCCUGACCUCCAUCCAGUUGCUGGAGAAUUCCAUGCCCAUCACCUCCCAGUACUGCACAGCAGAGGAUCACUGCAGGCCGGGAAACUUCACCUACCACAUCCCUGUCAGCAGCAGCACCCCACUGCACCUCACCUUGACCCUGCAGAUGAACGCCUCUUCCCCCGUGUCCGUGGUGCUGUGCAGUCUGACGGCAAAGGAGGAGCCAUGUGAGGAGGGGGGCUUUCUGCAGACUCUGCACCCCCACCAGGACACCCAGGGCACCUGCCAUCAGUGGCCAGUAACCAUCCUGUCCUUCCGUGAAUUCACCUACCACUUCCGAGUGGCACUGCUGGGCCAGGCCAACUGCAGCUCAGAAGCCCUCACACAGCCAGCCACAGACUACUACUUCCACUUCUACCGCCUUUGUGACUAGCUGCGCAUGCGUACUGGGCCAGGUCUCUGCCCUCCACACUGGAUGUCAUGGUGUAACACUGGAGCCUGCGGCUGCCCAGCUCUCGGCCGCUCGCCCUCACAGACCUCCCUGACUGGGGAAACUGGAAGUCUUCACACUGGAGCAGCUGUGCCUGCUGGUGGCCCUCGAUGAGAGGGAGUGGGAGAGACAAAUAAUCCAUGUCCUGAGCCUGCCUGCCACCACCUCUACCCAGGAGGUCUAGACCCACUGGCUGGCAGGGGGCAGGGGGCAGCUGUGGCCCUGACUUACUAGGAUCCACCCUCCCUGCCUCCGCUUCUGAGGUGGGAGGAAAGACCCGCCAGGAACUUGGGCCCACCCCUACAAGACCUGGCUGGACCCCAGAGUCCAUCUUGAACAGACAGCCCUUGGUGCUGUUCCCCAGGGGAUGGCUGGGUAGUGGACCUUUUGGGUUUGACUGUUACUCUAGACUUGGCAUUCUAAGCUUUAAGAGCUUGGUCCCAGGCAUUCCCAGGGCAGCCAAGAUCAGCCCCACAGGGCUGGAGACGACUGUGCCUGAUGAAACCACCCCCAGUCCUGUGCAGGCCUCAGGGGAGGGAGGCAGUAAGCCAGGUAAACCCUGCACCCUGAACUUGGCAUGUCCUCAAAGGGGACAACCUGCAUUCCUGGGGGCUCCUAGAGCGCACUGUGGCCCGUCAUUCUCUCUGAGCAGAGGAGCAGGAAUCCCUGCAAGCAGUCAGCCGGGCCUGGGCUGGUGGGUGGAUGCAAAUAACUGUCAUUAAUGAGGUCAUCACUAAAUGCACUUAAACCAGGGCCAGAAGGGGCGGAAGGCUGGAGCUUUGGGGCGACACCCACCACGACAGGGCUGCAGCACUGGUCCCUGCGAGGAACCUUGGCCACCCAUUGCAUCCCAGUGCAAGGCUGGCUUCUCCCUCCACUCUGGCCUGCCAGUGACCUUGUCUCCGAAAUCUAGAGGCACCUUUUGCUAGGCUUGGAGUCAGGCUGGAAAGGCUCAACAGUGCCCACCUCUGCCAGGAGCAGAGUGGUGGGUUUCGGCUUAGGAAGACGUUUCUUAUCAAGUGCCAACUUCAUUCACCAUUUCCUUACCAGGGCCCCAGAACAUUCUGAGGCCACAGGCAGGCUCAUAGGAGAGCGUGGCAGUCACUUAGCCACCUCUGCGUUGGGGUCAGAAGCGGGCCAGGGAGUGGCCGUCCUUGCCCUGUGGAUGUCUUGCCAUCUCUUUGGGAACGAGGCCUUGCUGCUCUCCGACUUCUCGUUCUCUGCUCUGAGUGGGAGCUGGGGGCCCUCUUCUGCCACAGAUCUCAAAGCACUUAUCUUCAGGACAGGGAAACUCCCGAGGGGCUCAAGGACAGCAGGGUUCCCUUGCAGCCUUGUACCCCCCACGUGGCGCCACCUCCUUCUG